AGCAUUUCCAUAGUCAGUUUGUACGAGCCGGCAAUCCAUUCUGCUACGUGCACCUGUGAGUUUUUAUGGACACAUUCAACAAGAGGUGUGCUUAAUAGCCAAAGCGUUCUCGAUGUCUGUACAAAGUGACAAGAGAAGUAACAGAACGUCUCCCGUCGACAAAAAUAGGGGAACCACAGACAACAACGGUAAAGGGUAUUCUUACUCGGACAAUGAAUCGACAUCGACUGGCAGCAGUGAAUCAGCAAUCUCCAAUGUCAAGAAGGAGGCAACUGAUCCAAAUGAUACACCGUCUACAGUAAAGGUCAAACGACUAUCCAAAAGCCUAAGAAAAAAGUUCUUCCACCACUUCCCUAACAUUGAAGACGACGAAGAAGUAUUAGGCCGGUAUGCCUGUGCUCUCCAAAGUGAGAUAUUAUUACAGGGAUAUUUAUACAUUACCACAAACUACUUUGGGUUCUAUUCCAAUGUCUUUGGAUUCGUCACAAAGCUGCUUAUACCAAUACUCACAGUUCAAGACAUAACAAGGGAAAAAACGGCAAGGAUAUUUAACAAUGCCAUUGGCAUUGUAACGUCAGAACAGAAGCAUGUAUUUGCAAGUUUCAUAUCAAGAGAUAGCGCUUUGGAGUACAUGAGAUCAGUGUGGGAGAAAGCAAAGAGCGAGGCGGAGCUCUUGGAAAAGGAAAUCAGUGCACAAGGCCUAGAUUACAAUGAGUUAGAAGAAGAAGAUGAGGUUGAUCAUGGAGAAACAUCUGAUCCUGAAAAGACUCAUUUGAAAGGUUCACGUAAAGCAUCCAUAGCACUUACGAAAGCACCAAGGACCAUCAGGUACUUUAAGAAGAAGCAGCAAAGGAUUAUUUUACUUGCCACCAUAGCGUUACUAGUGACACUAUACACAUCUGCAAGCCUCCUGUUGUAUCGAAUAAGUCAAAUGCAAAACAAGUACUCUAUCGCCCUAGAAGAUGUCAAAAAUUCAGACUCUCCCAGUGUUUACCGGGAUAUAUUAGAGCUACAGACGGAGCUACAUUCUAAGUCCGACGGGGCGGUGUUCGACUACUUGGAUUCCAAUUUGAACCAAAUUGCAAAGGUAAAGAAAUCAUUGGAAACUCUGUCUUCCCUGUUAUUAGACACGAGUCAUUCUAAUGCAGAGUACAACUCAAGACAACAGGAACCAGCAAAAUCUUGAGGAUCUCCAACAGCUUUUUCUGACUUUUUGAUAAACGUAAGAAAAGUUUCUAGAAAAAUCACAUGGGGAGUAGACACUUAAGAACUAUUAAGUUAAGCUUAAGACACACAAUAAAGACGAGACAAAUAUUUUAAUAUUUAUUAGAGUUGUAGGUUUCUAGUAAUUGUGGUACAUGUGUUUUAGCUUUAUUGACUUUCUAAAGUAAUCUACAUAGCUUACAUAUGACUAUAAAUACAUGGGAAGGAAAGAAACGGUGACAGUAGACUAUUUCCAUACUUUUAUGACUAUUUUCUCUUAUAAUUUGAGUACUUAAACUUUAGCUUUAUAAUUUUAAGAAAAAUAAUUAAAUUAUUGAUGAAGAAAUGAUGCUUGUAGAAUACUAGAGUUUAUUUAUGUGAUAACUGAUAAGCUUUUUCUUAUUAUAGAUACAGAUAUUAUUCUUCCUUUGGAGAACUAAAUAGAAAUAUUUUUAAAUAUAUUUUUUUAAUACACUGCUUUUUAUUCAUUUAUUUUUUAUAAUUGGCGGCUAUACACAUCAGUUUGUUGUAUUGGUAUUUAGUAUGUUUUCCAGAGUAAUACAUUUAUUACCUUACUGUAUCCUUACUGCCCUUCUAACAAUACAAGCAUAUAAGAAUAAUAUCUAUAAAACUAUAAACGACAAAGCUACUUAUUAGAAAUGUUCUAAGAAUCUGUGAUAUUUUUACAAAUAAAUUGCCUAAUUUA
Molecule: messenger RNA, 1909 nt
Organism: Anoplophora glabripennis (Asian longhorned beetle)
Lineage: Eukaryota; Metazoa; Arthropoda; Insecta; Coleoptera; Cerambycidae
Product: GRAM domain-containing protein 1B
Exons: 6
Coding region: 113-1186 (357 amino acids)
Biological process (GO): intracellular sterol transport
Cellular component (GO): plasma membrane; endoplasmic reticulum-plasma membrane contact site; endoplasmic reticulum membrane
Molecular function (GO): sterol transfer activity; sterol binding
Source: RefSeq, a predicted model, not a curated record